Limanda limanda (common dab) is the source of this 794-nucleotide messenger RNA. It is a transcript of the gene chchd7, whose product is annotated as coiled-coil-helix-coiled-coil-helix domain containing 7. The record is from RefSeq and is a predicted model, not a curated record. The transcript is spliced from 4 exons. Lineage: Eukaryota; Metazoa; Chordata; Actinopteri; Pleuronectiformes; Pleuronectidae. Bases 278 to 526 code for a protein of 82 amino acids.
UCAACGAAUCUCGUCUCGAGCAUGACGGGGAGGCUACAUGCUAGUAUAGCUCUGCUAGUUAGCUCCAUGCAGAGUAAAGCGGUCCGCUGGCUCGUGAUGCAGGAGCCUAGCUAGCUAUCCACAGAGACAGUUGUAUAUGUCAACAGCUCCUCUGGACGCAGGAAGCGGUUAUUUAGCGUGCUCUUUUAAAAGCUCGGAUAACCUUCACUCGUGAGGACACACGGCCCGUUUACGAUUCAUUAGCCCGGAUAAAAGUUAGCAUUUAUAAAAGAUCCAGAUGGAAAAGAAAGUUCGGAACCAGGACAUAAACCCAUGCAUCGAACAAAGUGAUGCCUCCCGUAAGUGUUUGGACGUCAACAACUAUGAUAAGAGCAAGUGUUCAACCUAUUUCAAGACAUAUAAGGACUGUAGGAAAUACUGGCACAACGUAAUGGUGGACAGGAGAAGAAACGGGGUGAAACCUGAGAUGCCCUCUGCUGCAGAGAGGCAGGAGAUGCUUGCUGCUAUCGGAGGCAAACCAUACUGAGAGUCAGCAGUGUCACACAAAGACACUGAAGAGCAGUAGGCCCAGGAACUGUGAUGCUACGAAACAGCAGUGGCUGGGUGUAUACUGUGACUGAUCUGUUCUCAAGCUCAGCUCAUGUUAAAGUGACAUUUAUAGAUGGACUUUAUUCUACAAUAACACUGAAGGGUGGUGUUACAGUGCUACAACAUAUGAAAUGGAUUAUUUAUUGAGGUGAUUAAUGUGUCAUGAACUGUCACAUAAUGAAAAGAAUUAAAGAUCAUUUAAAGCA